UGCAGUGCGUUCUGUGUGGCACAUACAUUGGAUUUAUCUAAUAUGCAUCAAACUGUGUGCGUAGGAGGCUUGACAGAAAUGGUAGCAGAAUGAUUACGUUUUACACAUCCAGAUGAUGUUACGUCCCAUUUUGCGCAAUGACACCGUCGGUGUGAUCAAGGCGUGAGAUUGAGAUUGAUUCUGUGACGCUUGCCAAACAGAGCGCCCUCAAAGUUAGGAGAAGCAAGACACCUAGAAACCUUUUUAGGCGUGCUUACUGGUGAUAUUACUGCUCCUACUUGAUCAGAAGUGGAUUCAAGUUGAGGCUGACCAUACAACUGUGUAAUGCUUUUUGGGGAGAAAAAGUAACCUGAUGGAGUUUAUGGACGAUGCAAUCGUUUGUUCUCCUCGCUUCUCUGUGUGGAUGCGUCCUUUGCUCAGGCAUCACAAUUAGUGUGUGUGCAUGCGUUUCAGUCUGGCCUUAUCAGAUGCAGUGUUACCACUGUGAAGAGACUCUGUUGGACAAUGACUGUUCAGCUCCAAAGUUCAUUGUCAACUGCACAGCAAACAUCCAGAAUGCCUGUCAGAAGGAGGUGAUUGUGGGUGAAAAUGGUGUGAUUUACAGGAAGGCCUGUGCCUCCUUCUCCACCUGUCUGAUUGUUUCAGCAGGGUAUCAGUCUUUCUGUGUCCCAGGUCGGGUGGGCUCUGUCUGCAUUAGCUGCUGUAACACCCCCCUCUGCAACGGACCCCGCCCCCCAAGGAUCUCCCUGGCCCCCAGCCAUCCCCCCACCAGACCCACUGCGCUCCUCCUCAUCAUCACUGUUUCCAUGGCAACACUGCCCUGAUAUGGACACUGGUAUUGGCUAGAUUGGACUGAAUGUUCUCAGGUGUGGAGGUGCCUGGUGUUGGAGCAAACACUGUCCUGAGAGAUGACUGGACAGGGAUUCUGAAAUCAAAGCAACAGAGCUGUCCGACACAUACCGGUCCGUUGACGGGGGUGAGAAAUUUAGGAAGUAUAUUAAAUCUGACCCAAAAGUUCAUAAAAAUAUGUUGCAUCCAUAGUAAAUUACACUUUAAUCAUUAGUGCAGACUGCACCAAAUCAAAGUGUUUAUAUCCCAGAGAUGACAGGGUACAUUCAGUACUAUACACAAUGUUUACAGUUAGGAUGACACACUUGUGUACAAAGAAAAUUAGGAACACUUUCCAAUAUUAAGUUACACUCCCUUUUGCCCUCAGAACAGCCUCAAUUCAUCAGGGCAUGGACUCUACAAGGUGUCAAAAGCGUUCCACAGGGAUACACUAUCCAUGUCUCAAAGCUUAAUGUCUCCUCCCCUUUAUCUACACUGAUUGAAGUGGAUUUAACAGAUGACAUCAGUAAAGGUUCAUAGCUUUCACCUGGUCAGUCUCAUGGAAAGAGCAGUUGUUCCUAAUGGUUUUGUACACUGUCAGAUAGAAGUGACUAAACCCUGUUAAAAAUCCCCAUAGGGAUGGAUGUGUGCAACUUUGCAACCAUUAUUAAAACAUGAGCAUAAGUGUCAUUGACUUAAUCAAACUUUAUUUUAACAAAUUUAAAUUACAUUAAAUGUAGCAGAAUUACAAAAGUAAUUCCCAUAAAAGCAAAACAAAUUUCACAGUAUAAGAUAUGCAGUUAUUUCAUUUUUUAAACCGUAAAAUCCUCAGUUGAAAAGCAACAACAGGUGAUUAGUUUGGUAAACUUGUAUUGUUAUUGGCACUUCUAAGAAAAUAAAGCCUUGAGCUGCAUAGCAGAGGAUGUUUGACUGCCAGAUUAUCUGUUCAAUGUCAUUCAAUUAAAAAGGUUCAAAUUUAAAAAAA
Oncorhynchus keta (chum salmon) is the source of this 1813-nucleotide messenger RNA. Its product is annotated as ly6/PLAUR domain-containing protein 1-like. NCBI's taxonomy places the organism in Eukaryota, Metazoa, Chordata, Actinopteri, Salmoniformes, Salmonidae. The record is from RefSeq and is a predicted model, not a curated record. Gene Ontology annotation, molecular function: acetylcholine receptor inhibitor activity. The transcript is spliced from 3 exons. Gene Ontology annotation, biological process: acetylcholine receptor signaling pathway. The coding region runs from base 369 to 824 and encodes 151 amino acids.